Heterocephalus glaber (naked mole-rat) is the source of this 15239-nucleotide messenger RNA. NCBI's taxonomy places the organism in Eukaryota, Metazoa, Chordata, Mammalia, Rodentia, Bathyergidae. The record is from RefSeq and is a predicted model, not a curated record.
GUGUCAAAUCAUUGUGUGUGAAGUUCCCCAUGUCUACAGUAUUUUUGUGCAUAUUGAAGUGGUUUUUGAUUCCAGGUGUAAUUAUAUUCUGUUGAGUACCUUGUAGCAGUGUCACUCAGUAAAGGCACAAUGCAGUAUAUGACAGCAUCACAUUUUUCUAACCAAACUGUUGUGUCAUUAAUUGAGGAUUAUUGUUCUUCUGAGGGGUGUGAAAGGAGAAGGGAAACAUGGUUCUUUAGCUGAUAAUUGUCCAUGGUCAAUGAAGUAAAACCCUGUUUUCACAGAUGAAGAGGAUAUGUGGUUUUCAGUUGAUGUGUAUGUUUAUUUAAAACAUACUUGUUUAGGUUUCUGCUCCUUUAUUGAAAAUCUAAGAUUCUCCAAGAACACUUAAAAAAAAAUCGUACCUGCAACCAUACCUUUCAUUCUUCAUUUUUGAAUGUUCUCCCUUGCUACCAUUACUUCUGUUCUUAAGUGAAAUGUCAUCACUGUUAUAUUUAAUGAACAUAUGGAUGCUAGGUGUUCAAACUUGGAAGCUCAAAUGUAGUGGAUAACGAGUUAUUUGGGAAAGUGGUUAUCAGACAAUUUUGCAUCUAAUUAUAUAUGUUUAUCUAAACAAAUAUACUGUAUGUUGAUCUUGAAACAAAGUUUUAUGGUAUCUUUAUUGUUACUGAGAGCAGAAGAGAGAAUGGUUAAUUUAUUUAUUUCAGUUGGGGGGGGUGACAAACUGAUUGCCUGUCCAUCAGUUUGACUCACUGUAUUUGUCAUAUUACAACCAGGGACUUCAGUGUCUUUAGAGAUGGCCUCAGGUGAGCUUUUUUAAGGGAAAAAAAAUGAGCUUCUCUAAGAGGCCUUUUGGAGUUUGAGAAUAUGUUCUAAGUGGUAACCUAAGAGACACAGCCAUGGAUUUUGCACUUCAUCAACAUGGCAAGCACCAUACUAUUUAAAGACAUGGUUUCCUAAAUCUUUCUAGAAUGUAUUUUGGAUAUAUCACUAUGAGAAAUAAGAGUGUCAGAUUGAACAUUCUGAUUUACUGUCAAAGUUUAAAAAUUCUUUUUGUUUUUGACAUCAAGUUCAUGAGGCUCAUAAGUAUGGCAAAAUUUUGCUAUCACUUCUAAUGUAUCACAAAGAGAAGUCUUUAUGAAGAAAUAUAUGUAAGCUAUGAUGGACACUGCCAUACAAGAGAUUCUUGUUGGAUCUUCAUGUUCCAUAAUAUUUCUCAUCUUGCUUUUAUAUCAGUCUGAUUCAUUGACUAUUCCCUAAGGAUUUCUCCGUCUGACCCCUCACUCCCACCCCUGUUGGAGACAACUUUUAGAGGGGAAAAUAAACCAAAACACAAAACUAUGUCUAUUCCUAAUGAGUCUUCUGGAAGAUAGGAGGGAAAAAAGUCCGACUCCACUAAUGGGCUUUAAAGUACUUGUGGUCAGUUUUCUUGAAGGAAAAGAAUGGUAAGGUUGUCUCAGGAAAGUCUUGUUUUCUGUGAUGGAGUUUAAUAUGUUCUAGUCUGCCUAGAGUUAUUCCUUGAUGCUGAGAUUUCUUGUCUUUUUUGUGAUCUGUGCCUUUCCAGACUGAUAAUUCGCUAUGUCAUGGGAUAGAAAAUUGACAAAGCUGUGUAGAAUAGUUUAAGUUAGUGACUGGAGAAGAGUGAUGCCAUUUCAUGACGCUGCAGUCAUAGAGUAAGAAGUAUAUAAAUAAUAAAUUCAGAUAGCAAAGGAUCGGACGUGAGUUUAUGACUGCAUGGUUUAGUAUAUGGAAACUAGAGAAAUUCAAAAAGAAGUGGGGAGAGAAGAUUGCCAAGAUCUAUGGGUAAAAUCCAGUGAGCUGGAAAAUGUAUCAGCUUGUAUGUAUGUAUGUGCAUGUAUGAAAGCAAGUAUCUUGUGAGAUUCACAUACAUAGGAAGUUGAUGGCUUUGGGAGAAACAUUAGCUAAGUGUUGGUGACCUAUUAAUUGAUUAUGAGAAAAUAGAGAAGAGAGUAGAUAAUGCUAGAAGAAAAUUCUUCUACUGUGUGAUAUGCCAAGACAUCUGGCAGAUGUUAUGUUGGGCCCUAAGGAAUGGACAGUUUAAUUUUAGCCCUAGCAAGGAAAUGGGAAGUUCUAAGCUCUUUUAAUAGCACAACUCUUAGUUUGGGGAAGGUUGCUUAAAAAAAAAAGAAAGAAAGGAAAAGAAGAGGCAUUUAGUGUAAUAUGAAAAAAAAAAUACUGCAGGGAGCAUAAGCUGAGAUUUUGGGAUGUUAGACAAAAUAUUAUUUCCCAAGUAGAAAUUAACAUGGAAGUCAAUUAAAAAUUGACAAAUAUGCACACUAUAAGUGAGUAUACGGUAAGUGAGGGGAAUAUGAGGUAUUUAAUACUGCCAGGCAGAACUUCCGAUUUAGAAGCUAGGUUUGUUUUUUUUUAAUGCCUUAGAGUGAUAAUAUACCUCAAAUAUCCUCUCUCCACCCUCAUUUUACUGAAGAGGAAAAACAUGAAGCAACUUGAAGGAGGUCAGAAAGUUCAACUGUAACAAAGCCAGGCCUAGAACUCAGGUCUGCCUGCAACACAGUGCCCUUUCCACCUCCCCAGAUGCACUUGAUUGACACAUUGUGAAACAGCUGUACUCUUGAGGACCCAGGGCUCUCUGAGAAACUGCUGUCAUACAUACACCACUGGGACAAGAGUUUGGAUUCUUGUUAAUUGAAUUUAACAUUUUAGGGGAUCCCAGGCUGAGCAUGGUGUGUUUCAGUCAUAGUUCUGGAAACAAUUUUGUUCAUGUGACUUUUAGUUAAGCUUCAGCUAUUGGGUUUGUAGCUGUGUAUUUCUCAUAAUUCUUCCUAUUCUUCUCUCUUGUUCCAUCAUCCAGGGCUUGGAAGUCUUUUUCAAAUGCCCUUCUUUGGAAAUUCGUCCGGGUCUAUUGCAACUUACAAAAGUGCCCACAAUUGGACUCUGAGGAUCUGUUUUGCAAUGUGGGACAGAUUUAAAUUGGCUUCUUUCAGAGAUGUCAUUUUGUAAUACUGAGGGGUAACUGAGAGGGUGAAAUCCAGUCUCAAAUAGUUCAUGGUGAUUUUCAAGGGUUCUGCAGUCAUUCAGAUAGGAGCCCUCUUGUAUUUUCUUGGAGACCAAUUUUCUCAUGCAAACCAGUGGCUUACUACUUUCCCCACUAUCCACGAAGUCGUAAUUAAAAUGACUUAACAACACAAGCAAUAUUUAAUCAUGAAUGAUAGGAAUGUACUCUAGGAAGAGUGAAAUGGGUUUCAUUUCUGUCCCCUCUUGGAUAAGCAAAAAUAUUUUGUAAGGAGGAAGAGUGAUGUUUGGAAGUUUCCACGUUUUCUAAGCUUCUUCCAAACGAACCCAUAAAUUCUUAAUCCAGGAGGCAGUCUGGAGAAGGUAGUGCUCAAUGUGGACUUCUGGCAGAAGCACAGUUAACGUUGUAAACAGUUGAACCUCAAUGUGGCACUCCUCCAAAUGAGUUGACUGUCGAAAAUAAAAUGUUCCAGAAGAACUGGGAGAACAGGAAAGAAGUUAAAACAGCAUGGUUUGCAUGCCAGUGCUGAAGGAAGAAGAAAAAAGUUUGGCUUUGUGGGGUGGGGGGCAUUGGAAGGAAGAUAAUUAAGUUGAACUGUCUCCUGGAUUUGUAAGACCUAGCAGAAGUUUCCAAAUGCAGGAAAGUAGAUUUUUAUGAAUUUAGAUUGUAUUUGCAGUUUACUAGGAAGCUUUCCCUUUGAGCUUUGUAUCUGGAGAACUGCACAGAUAAUAAAUGAUAAGUCCAUUGGAAGUAAUUUGGAUUUACAUUUUCUGCUUGGCAAUGCUAACAUAAAAGUUAUCUUCUCCCCAGGGUCCUCUGUCCUCAUCAGUUGAAGCAUCCAUAGAUUUUUGAAAUUGUUGAGUGUGCCUUCAACACAAAGUUGUUUUUUCAGGCUCAGAGAGGUAAAGUCGUGUGGUGGCAAAGGAUGCUGGUAUUGUCACCUACAGGUGCAUUGUCUUUUGCUUCUGGUGGCUUCAAAGCAUUCUUUUCUAAUUCCUAGCUGGAGACAUUGCUUCUUGAGUUAUUCUUGGAGGGAAGAUUUCUUUUCAUGCCAGGUCAUGGGUAUUUUGGUAUUGAUUUCCUUGCUUUCUUGUGUUUGCUUGUUUAGUUCACUUCAUGUUGCUUCUGGAUAUUAGCAAAAUACUUAGGCUGUGCCUGUCCACAUCUUAACCCCCUACCUUCGCUCAAAGGGUAGAACCUGCCUAUUGGGGUGAAGGGAGGGUUGGUAGGUAUUCAUGUGUUAAAAAACUAAAUAAAUACUUGAAGAUGAGGACUCUAUAAUUCAGGAACUUAUUUGUAGGUGUUCAAGUAGAUUUUAACAUAUGCUAUGCAAGGAAAGAUGGGGAAAAUACUACUAGGAAGCAAUAGAUCCUGAUUUAAAUGUUUUAGGCAUUUGCCCAAGGUGAAUAGCAGAGACUUACCUUUGGAUUCAGAUUGGUUAGAGCACAAAAGGAGCUGGAUGCCUAUGGUGGACAACUGUUUCAGAAGUAACUAAGCCCAGGAUUUGUGGGAAGGCUUAUCUGCCACAAAGCCCACCUGAGGAAGGCCACACUCACUGCUGAAGCUGUUGUUUGGCCAGUUAAACCAGAACACAAGCUAAGGCCCUUGAAUUUUGGAUUCUAAUUCUUCUCUUCUCUGUUCAGAUGUAAGAAGGUAAAGCCAUUAUUCUUCAGUUUUGCUCAUCUCUGCUUAGGGCUUCUGCCUUGAGCUGGGAAAUGCUAGAGGCAGCAGGGUGAAAGUUGAUUUCCUCAGAGGGAACAUUUUCCCUCUUAACACUACAAAUGUGCCUAUAACAUUGUACUUAUUACUCAGAAAAUAAUUGUGCAGUGGCACAAUGUGGGAUACUUGAAAGAUGUUUGCUACACAAAGGUUCCAAUACUCACCUGCAGAUUAAGAAAUGGGUUUCUAAACCAUCUCAUUUCUGUUGCUAAUGAAAAGCUUUGGAAGGCACCUAUGAAUUAGAGCUCCAGCUGCUAUCAUGGUAGGGGAAGUUAGGCCUUGAAAGGAUACAUGGAUUAGUCUGUCAGAAAAGCAAACAGUAGCAUCAGCACAAGUAGAAAAUAGACAGGGUUGUUAAGCUAACAGAAAAGUAGGCUAAAGCAUUGCUGUAAUUAUAUGGUAGAAAUUUGCUGGGAAGGAGAGUCUACUUGGAUGGGAAAAGGACAAAGAGGUAGGAGAGUAAUUGACAAGUCAAAAUAGAAGAGGUCUGUCCACUGAGAAGAACCUACAGGAAGUAAGACCUUGCUCUUAAGAAAACAAUACAGCAAGUAGAAAAAGACCUUGUAAUUUGGUACCUAUUGCAUGUGAAAUAUGAAGACCAGAGCUCAGAUCCACAUUCUUUGGUUCCUAAUGUGAGAGGGUAGUCCCAGAUCAUGGAGGUGCUUCAGUGUGAUGGCUGUGAUUUCAGAGCCCCGUCUUAUGAAGAUCUCAAGGCACACAUCCAGGAUGUCCACACAGCAUUUCUGCAGCCAACUGAUGUUGCUGAGGACAAUGACAACGAGCCACGAUCCGGGUCCAUGAAUGCCAGUAAUCAGACAGAGGUGGAGUUUUCUUCUAUAAAGGAUGAAUUUGCCAUUGCAGAGGAUUUAUCAGGUCAAAAUGCAGCUGCAUUGGGGACUGGAAGUUACUAUGGCCACAGUCCAGGAUAUUACGGUCAGCAUAUUGCCCCUAAUCCCAAACCAACAAACAAGUUUUUUCAAUGCAAGUUCUGCGUACGCUACUUCAGGUCAAAAAAUCUCCUCAUAGAACACACUAGGAAGGUGCAUGGAGCCCAAGCUGAAGGGAGUUCAGCAGGACCCCCUGUCCCAGGAUCCUUAAAUUAUAAUAUCAUGAUGCAUGAGGGAUUUGGAAAGGUCUUCUCUUGCCAGUUUUGCACAUACAAGUCUCCAAGGAGGGCAAGAAUAAUUAAGCAUCAGAAGAUGUAUCACAAAAACAAUUUGAAGGAGACCACAGCUCCUCCACCUGCUCCUGCUCCUAUGCCAGAUGCCGUGGUUCCGCCCAUGUCUCUGCAAGACCCCUGCAAGGAACUGCCAGCAGAGGUCGUGGAGCGCAGCAUCUUAGAAUCCAUGGUCAAACCUUUGACCAAGUCUAGAGGCAACUUUUGUUGUGAGUGGUGCAGCUACCAGACCCCCCGCCGAGAACGCUGGUGUGACCACAUGAUGAAGAAACACCGCAGUAUGGUCAAGAUUCUUUCCAGUCUCAGACAACAACAAGAAGGGACUAAUCUACCUGAUGUGCAGAAUAAGGGUUCUGCCAGCCCCACUUCCAACUCCACGUAUCUGUCCAUGAAUGCUGCAAACCGGGAGAUACCCAACACUAAUGUCUCCAACUUCAGGGGCUCCAUUGGCAACUCCAUCAUGAGAACCAAUUCUUCUUCAGCUUCCAAAUUUUCACCCAUGUCUUACCCUCAGAUGAAGCCGAAGUCACCUCAUAAUUCUGGCCUCAUUAACUUGCCAGAGAGAUCCCGUUAUGGAAUGACUGACAUGACCAAUUCUUCUACUGACCUGGAAACUAACAGCAUGCUGAAUGACUCUAGUUCUGAUGAAGAGUUAAAUGAAAUAGACAGUGAGAACGGCCUAAAUGCGAUGGAUCACCAGACAUCAGGCCUGUCUGCAGAACAGCUGAUGGGUUCAGAUGGCAACAAAUUACUGGAGACCAAGGGGAUUCCAUUUAGAAGAUUCAUGAAUAGGUUCCAGUGCCCCUUUUGUCCUUUCCUCACCAUGCAUCGACGUAGCAUCUCUCGUCACAUAGAAAACAUCCACUUAUCUGGAAAGACAGCUGUCUACAAAUGUGACGAAUGUCCAUUUACUUGCAAGAGCUCAUUAAAACUUGGGGCUCAUAAACAGUGUCACACGGGUGCAAUAUCAGAUUGGGAUGCUGUGAACUCCCAGAGUGAAAGCAUUUCUUCUUCACUGAAUGAAAGUGUAGUGUCUUAUGAGAGCUCAAGCAUCAAUGGCAGAAAGUCAGGAGUCAUGCUGGACCCUUUGCAGCAGCAACAGCCACCACAGCCACCACCGCCGCCGCCACCACCACCACCAUCACAGCCUCUGCAACAGCCACAGCCACCGCAGCUUCAGCCACCACAUCAGGUGCCACCCCAGCCACAGCCACCACCAGCACAGCCGCCGCAGCCACCCACUCAAGCCCCACCCUUGCACCCCUACAAGUGCACCAUGUGUAGUUACUCCACCACGACUCUGAAAGGGCUAAGAGUUCAUCAGCAGCACAAACAUUCAUUCUGUGACAAUUUGCCAAAAUUUGAGGGGCAACUCUCAAGCCUACCACUGGAAAAUGAGACAGACAGCCACCCCUCUUCCAGCAACACUGUGAAGAAAAGUCAGACCUCAAUUCUUGGAUUAUCCUCCAAGAACAAUUUUGUAGCUAAGGCCUCUAGGAAGCUUGCUAAUGACUUUCCUCUUGAUUUAUCACCCGUGAAGAAAAGAACUAGGAUCGACGAGAUAGCAAGCAACCUGCAGAGCAAAAUUAACCAAACCAAACAGCAGGAAGAUGCAGUGAUCAAUGUUGAGGAUGACGAGGAAGAAGAGGAAGACAAUGAAGUGGAGAUUGAAGUUGAGUUGGACAGGGAAGAAGAGCCAGCAGAACCUAUCAUGGAGGUUCCCACUUCCUUUUCAGCACAACAGAUUUGGGUCAGAGACACCAGUGAGCCCCAGAAGGAGCCCAACUUCAGAAAUGUCACCCACGAUUACAAUGCUACUAAUGGGGCUGAGAUUGAGCUCACCCUCUCUGAAGAUGAAGAGGAUUAUUAUGGCUCCUCAACAAACCUGAAAGAUCAUCAAGUUUCCAACACUGCUUUGAUGAAUACCCAAACUCCUAUCUAUGGAACUGAGCACAACAAUGAAAAUACAGACUUUGGUGACUCUGGAAGGCUUUACUAUUGCAAACACUGUGACUUUAACAAUAAAUCUGCCCGGAGUGUUAGCACUCACUACCAACGAAUGCACCCAUACAUUAAGUUCAGCUUUAGGUACAUCUUGGACCCCAAUGACCACAGUGCAGUGUACAGGUGCCUGGAAUGCUACAUUGAUUACACCAAUUUUGAAGAUCUGCAGCAGCAUUAUGGUGAACACCACCCAGAAGCCAUGAAUGUUCUCAACUUUGAUCAUUCGGACCUGAUAUACCGGUGUCGGUUUUGUUCUUACACAAGCCCAAAUGUUAGAAGCCUGAUGCCACAUUACCAAAGAAUGCAUCCCACAGUGAAGAUCAACAACGCAAUGAUAUUUUCAAGCUAUGUUGUGGAGCAGCAAGAAGGGCUGAACACUGAAUCCCAGACGCUGAGGGAGAUUCUGAAUUCGGCUCCCAAGAACAUGGCGACAUCCACUCCCGUGGGUCGUGGUGGUGGUAUGCCAGCUACAUUUAAUAAAAGCACUCCUUCAAAGACCUUUACUCCAGAAUGUGAAAACCAGAAGGACUCUUCAGUCAACACCGUUGUCGUUUACGAUUGUGACGUUUGCUCAUUCGCAAGCCCCAACAUGCAUUCUGUCUUGGUUCAUUAUCAGAAGAAACACCCUGAAGAAAAGGCCUCCUACUUUAGGAUCCAGAAAACCAUGCGCAUGGUGUCUGUGGACAGGGGCUCUGCCCUUUCCCAAUUAUCAUUUGAGGUGGGUGCUCCAAUGUCUCCCAAAAUGUCCAACAUGGGUUCCCCACCCCCCCCACAACCCCCGCCACCAGACCUCGGUACUGAGCUUUACUACUGCAAACACUGUUCCUACAGCAAUCGGUCAGUUGUGGGAGUGCUUGUUCACUACCAGAAAAGACACCCAGAAAUAAAGGUUACUGCCAAAUAUAUCAGGCAGGCUCCUCCCACAGCUGCAAUGAUGAGAGGGGCCGAAGGGCCGCAAGGCUCCCCCCGGCCUCCUGCCCCCAUGCAACAGCUGAACCGGAGCAGUUCUGAGAGAGAUGGCCUUCCUGUGGAGAAUGAGAUGUUCUUUUGCCAGCACUGUGAUUAUGGAAAUCGGACGGUCAAAGGUGUCCUCAUUCAUUAUCAGAAGAAGCACCGAGACUUCAAGGCCAAUGCAGACGUGAUCCGGCAGCACACAGCCACCAUCCGAAGCCUCUGCGACCGAAACCAGAAGAAGCUUGCCAGUUGUGUCCUUCUCCCCACCUCCGGUGUGGAGCGGGACAAAACAAAACUCCGAGCACUCAAAUGUAGGCAGUGUUCGUAUACCUCCCCCUACUUCUAUGCACUGAGGAAGCAUAUCAAGAAAGACCACCCUGCCCUGAAAGCCACAGUCACGUCCAUCAUGCGAUGGGCAUUUUUAGAUGGCUUGAUAGAAGCUGGCUACCACUGUGAGUGGUGCAUCUAUUCCCACCCAGAGCCCAGUGGUUUGCUUCUGCAUUACCAGAGGAGGCAUCCAGAGCAUUACGUUGAUUAUACUUACAUGGCUACCAAACUCUGGGCUGGGCCAGACCCGUCCCCUCCCUCUCUCACCAUGCCAGCUGAAGCCAAAACAUACAGAUGCAGGGACUGUGUUUUUGAAGCGGUGUCUAUCUGGGACAUCACCAAUCAUUACCAAGCAUUCCACCCCUGGGCCAUGAAUGGUGAUGAGUCAGUACUGCUGGAUAUCAUCAAGGAGAAAGAUGGUGUUGAGAAGCCCCUCCUAACACCUGAAGAGUUGGCAGGCCCUAUGAAUUGUGAAAAUAGUAUGCCCAUCCCCCUCCCUGAGCAGGAAUUGGAAUGCUCAGAGGAUGCCAGAUUUUCCCCAGAGAAAAGCAUACACCUCACUUCAGCCAACCCCGCCAUAUCCUCCACCCCUUACCAGUGCACGGUAUGCCAGUCUGAGUAUAACAACUUGCACGGCCUCCUCACUCAUUAUGGGAAGAAGCACCCUGGCAUGAAAGUGAAGGCUGCCGAUUUUGCCCAGGACAUCGACAUCAACCCAGGUGCCGUCUACAAAUGCAGGCAUUGUCCAUAUAUCAACACUCGCAUCCAUGGCGUCUUGACCCACUACCAGAAGCGACACCCAGCCAUCAAGGUGACCGCCGAGGAUUUUGUGCAUGAUGUAGAGCAGUCUGCUGACAUUUCCCAGAACGACGUGGAGGAGACAAGCAGGAUUUUCAAGCAAGGGUAUGGUGCCUACCGGUGCAAACUCUGUCCAUACACCCAUGGCACUUUGGAGAAACUCAAAAUCCACUAUGAGAAGUACCACAAUCAGCCUGAAUUCGAUGUCUUUUCCCCUUCACCCCCGAAGCUGCCAGUCUCCCUCGAGCCUGAAAUAACCACUGAAGUAAGCCCCUCCCAAAUCUCCAUUACUGAGGAGGAGGUGGGAGAGGAGCCUGUGUCCACUUCUCACUUCUCUACCUCACACUUGGUCUCCCACACUGUGUUCCGGUGCCAGCUCUGCAAGUACUUCUGCUCCACGAGGAAAGGAAUCGCGAGGCACUACCGGAUCAAGCACAACAACGUCCGUGCCCAACCCGAAGGCAAGAACAACCUCUUCAAGUGUGCCCUUUGUGCCUACACCAACCCCAUCCGCAAAGGGCUGGCAGCCCACUACCAGAAGCGGCACGACAUCGAUGCAUAUUAUACCCACUGCCUGGCAGCCUCCCGGACCAUCAGCGACAAGCCCAACAAGGUGAUCAUCCCAUCCCCACCCAAGGACGACUCCCCACAGCUGAGUGAGGAACUCCGGCGGGCUGUGGAGAAGAAAAAGUGCUCCUUGUGCUCAUUCCAGUCGUUCAGCAAGAAAGGUAUUGUGUCCCAUUACAUGAAGCGCCACCCUGGGGUGUUCCCAAAGAAGCAGCACUCCAGCAAGUUGGGGGGCUACUUCACAGCUGUGUAUGCAGACGAGCAUGAGAAGCCCACGCUGAUGGAGGAAGAGGAGAGAGGCAGCUUUGAGAAAGCCGAGGUGGAGGGUGAAGCUCAGGAAAUCGAGUGGCUCCCAUUUCGCUGCAUCAAAUGUUUCAAGCUGUCCUUUAGCACCGCGGAGCUGUUGUGCAUGCAUUACACUGACCACCACAGCCGGGACCUAAAGAGGGACUUCGUCAUCCUGGGCAACGGGCCCCGCUUGCAGAACUCCACCUACCAGUGUAAGCACUGUGAUAGCAAAUUGCAAAGCACAGCUGAGCUGACCUCACACUUGAACAUUCACAAUGAGGAAUUCCAGAAGCGUGCCAAACGUCAGGAGAGGAGGAAACAGCUUUUGAGCAAGCAGAAAUAUGCAGAUGGUGCUUUUGCAGAUUUCAAACAAGAGAGGCCUUUUGGUCACUUAGAAGAGGUGCCAAAGAUCAAGGAGAGGAAAGUGGUGGGCUACAAAUGUAAAUUCUGUGUGGAAGUGCACCCAACGCUCCGAGCCAUCUGCAAUCACCUCCGGAAGCACGUCCAGUACGGCAGUGUUCCAGCCAUGUCUGCUGCCGUGAAGGUGAGCCGGGGAGCUCUGGAUGCCGAACUUCAGGAGGCUGAAGACCCUUCCCACUUCUUCCUGGAUGGAUUGGAAGCAGCCAAAGAUGCCAGUGGAGCCCUUGUGGGCCGGGUGGAUGGUGGACACUGCUUGCUUGAUGGAAUGUUGGAGGAUGAAACCCGGCCGGGGGGAUACCAUUGCAGUCAAUGUGACAGAGUCCUGAUGUCCAUGCAGGGGCUGCGUUCUCAUGAGAGGAGCCACCUGGCCCUGGCCAUGUUUACCCGAGAGGACAAGUACAGCUGCCAGUAUUGCUCCUUUGUUUCUGCUUUCAGGCACAAUUUGGAUCGCCAUAUGCAGACUCACCAUGGACACCAUAAACCAUUCCGAUGCAAACUCUGCUCCUUCAAGUCCUCCUAUAACAGCCGGCUGAAAACACAUAUACUCAAAGCACAUGCUGGUGAACAUGCCUACAAAUGUUCUUGGUGCUCAUUUUCCACCAUGACAAUCAGCCAGUUGAAGGAACAUUCCCUCAAGGUCCAUGGAAAAGCCCUGACCCUCCCCCGGCCACGCAUUGUGAGCCUCCUCUCCUCACAUGCCCACCACUCCUCUCAAAAGGCUACCCCAACCGAAGAAGUAGAAGACUCCAAUGACUCAUCCUACUCCGAGCCCCCAGAUGUUCAGCAGCAAUUGAACCACUAUCAGUCAGCCGCCCUGGCCAGAAACAACAGCAGAGUUAGCCCUGUGCCUCUUCCUGGAGCUGCUGCUGGCACUGAGCAAAAAGCUGAAGCUGUUCUUCACUGCGAAUUCUGUGAAUUCUCCUCUGGCUACAUCCAGAGCAUUAGGCGCCAUUAUCGAGACAAGCAUGGGGGAAAGAAGCUUUUCAAGUGCAAAGACUGCUCCUUUUAUACAGGCUUUAAAUCUGCUUUUACUAUGCACGUGGAAGCUGGGCAUUCAGCAGUUCCUGAGGAGGGCCCCAAAGAUCUCCGCUGUCCUCUCUGCCUCUAUCACACCAAAUACAAACGCAACAUGAUCGACCACAUCGUGCUGCACCGAGAAGAGCGAGUUGUCCCCAUUGAAGUGUGCCGUUCCAAACUAUCAAAAUACUUGCAGGGAGUAGUUUUCCGCUGUGAUAAGUGUACCUUCACCUGCUCCAGUGACGAGAGCCUCCAGCAACACAUAGAAAAGCACAAUGAACUGAAACCUUACAAAUGCCAGCUCUGCUACUAUGAGACCAAGCACACGGAGGAACUGGACAGUCACCUUCGGGAUGAGCAUAAGGUAAGCCGUAACUUUGAGCUGGUUGGACGGGUUAACCUGGACCAGCUGGAACAGAUGAAGGAAAAAAUGGAGAGCUCCAGCAGUGAUGAUGAGGAUAAGGAAGAAGAAAUGAACAGCAAGGCUGAAGACAGAGAGCUGAUGAGAUUUUCUGACCAUGGGGCUGCUAUUAACCCUGAGAGGCGCUUUCCGUGUGAAUUCUGUGGACGGGCGUUUUCACAGGGCUCUGAGUGGGAAAGGCACGUGCUGAGACAUGGCAUGUCAUUGAAUGACACCAAGCAAGUGAUCAGAGAAGAGAUCCACCCAAAAGAGAUGGUGGAGGACAGUAUCACAAUGCCCUCCAUAGAGGAAAAGGAAGACGAUGAGCCAAUUGGGAUAGACUUUUCCCUAAAAAAUGAAACAGUAGCCAUCUGUGUAGUAGCUGCCGACAAAUCUCUCCUGGAGAAUGCAGAGGCCAAAAAAGAAUAAAAGUUUGGUGAAAUUCUUAAUCAAACCAUACUUGAACCAUGAUGAAAAGUGGGAGGGCCAGCAUGGGCUGAGAAGGGAGGGACAGUAAAGAGAAGACAGAACAAAGCUGCUUUUUAGGACUGAACAAUCUAUUUUCAAAGCACUGGUACCUGUGUGAGUGAGUAUGUAAAUUAAAGUUAUUUAAAUGGUUGGAAUAUGUGGCUCCUUUUCCAUCACUACAUCUUUCCUUCUGGAUCUUCACCAUGGACGUUUCCUUUGUUGUGGAUAUGGAAGCGCCUUCCAUGGGCAUGGUGCACUCCAUGGCGGUCUUGGACAGUGUGUUGAAACAGAAGCUCCGGGACAGUAGAAGACUUCUCAUAGGGGAACAACUUUUGGACGCACACCUUUUAGUGCGUUUUUCUAGUUUUAAUACCUUAAGCUUUUUCAAGACCUAACUGCAGCCGCUUUGGGAAAAAAAUAAAUAAAUAAAACAAAAACAGAAAACAAACAAAAAACUGCUUUGCAUAAAACAGUCACCUGUUUCCUAGUACCUCAAACUUAACCAAGGGAAUUCUCUGCAUUUGUCAGUACUACCUGUCGCCCUUGUGGUUAAAUGUAGAGAGAACUGCUGGGCAAGAUGGUGAAUGGAGAAAAAAAAGAGUUUUAAAGAAAGGAACACAAAUUGUGCUUAAAAUCCCCAUGUGGGUUUUAUUUCUUAAAAUACUGUGAUUUUUUUAAUUAUUUUAGUAAAAAACAAAACAAAAAAAAGAAACAGACUUUAAUUAUUAGACAACUGUUUGUGAAUUAUCAUCCUUUAUUCCAGGUAAGCUGUUUAUUAGUGUUCAACUAUAAUUUAGAAUUUGGUAGAUUCAUGUGAGCUAAUUUUAAGAUUGUGGAGUUUUGUUUGCCACAUGUUUAUUUUCUAUCGAUUUGAGUGUUACAAACACAGCACAAUUCAAUUUUUCAUAUAAAUUGUUUUUUGUGUGUGUGUUGUUAUUGUUUUGAUUUGGGGGCAAGGGAGAUUUAGUUUUUUGUGAAUAGGAAUGUUUUUAUUUUAAACGUGGAAAUAACAAAGAGGUUAACUUUGUUUUUAUUUGUUUCGGGUUUUUUUGUUUUGUUUUGUUUUUAAUUUUUUAUUUAACUAAAGAACCAAACUUUCGGCACAGCUAUGCAGCUUGUGGGCCAGACGAAGAGGUCCUCUUCACCCUUUUGUUACUUGUCAAAUUAACACAUUAUCCGUCUCACAUCAAUAAGUUCUGUUAGGAUGGGCUGGCUUUUGUGUGUGAUUUAAAAUCUGUGUUUUUGUUUGCAUUGUGUUUUACAGGGGGUUCUCAUUUAUUUUAAGGGGAUGAGGGGAUAUGCUAGAAUCCCAUCCCUUUGUCGAGAGUGGAAAACAAAUGACAUAUAUCCUACAAGGAGCCUGGAGAACUACCUUUGGUUUUUUUUGUUUUGUUUUGUUUGUUUUUUAAUCUAGCUGCCAGCUGCUCUGUUUCCCUGUAUUAGUUUUUUCUGGAGGGAGCAGCUUAGACUACAUCUAAGUCUACGUUUAUAAUAUGUUCUGAUUGUGAACAAAGGGUUUCAUUCCAAAAAGUAGAGAAGAACUUUUCUUGAAGCCUAGGUUUUAGAAGCCUGACUGCGUGUGUGCUUGGAUGUGUGAGUGUGUGCAUGUGUCUGUGCGCACGUUUGUGAGUGUGAGUCCUUUGGUUUUCAUGUUUUGUUUUGUUUUGUUUUGUUUUUUAACUUGGAAGGGUUGGGGGAGGGGGGAGGGUAGAAAGGGAAGGGGGAUUGCUGAGAUGACAGUGUCCCACACAGCUUCAAAUAAAAUCCAUGGAAAGAUGUUGCAUUUGUGGAGUAAGUGCUUACUUGAAAAGCAUGUUGUUCUUUUAUUUUUUUUGCAGUUAAGAAUUUUUAUUUGUAGAACAUUUAAUUUAAUUUUUUUCUAGGGAUGGGGGCCAUCAUGUGGAAACCAGAAAAUGGGGAAAGUGUGAAUUAUCUAGACAAAGAUUAAUUUUGUGUCCAUAUUUGUUUUUAAUUGGCCUCAUUUCAAAUGUAUUAAACAGUUCCAUACCUGGAUUGGGUGUUUGUAAUGGUUACCAAAAAACAAACAAAAAAAAAAAAAAAAGGAAGAAAAAGGAAAAAAGAAAAUAAUUGUGACAUGCUUUUAU